AAAUCUCAAUUUUUUCAAAUUAAAUUCUAAAAUUCUCUUUUCAAAAAAUUGAUAAAAAAAAUCUCUUUUGUCUGCGUUUUAAAAUAUUUCGAGCUUAUAUCUCCCGAAAAGGUCAGUACAGAUUAAGCUUCACAUUCUGCAUCUUCAAUUAAUUAGAAAUUUAUUCACCGAAACAUGAGCAAACUAGUUUUGGUUGUUAUUUUAUUAAUAAUUGGAUUGAUUACAUUUAAUCAUGCAUUAUCAAUUGAAGCGGAAUGGACAAAUUAUAAGCAAAAAUACAACAAAAACUAUGGCUUGAAAGAAGAUGCUGAACGUUUUGAAUAUUUUAAAGAUUCACUGAGACGAAUUGAAGAAGGAAAUGCCAAAUCUAUACGAGAGGGAUCGAGUUUUCGAAUGGGAGUAAAUCAUUUGGCUGACAUUAGUCCAGAAGAAUGGAGAAUAAUGAGUCAUGGAGUAAGAAUGCCAUAAAUAAAAAAUAAUUUCGAGCAAUAAAUUAUAAA
Molecule: messenger RNA, 500 nt
Organism: Chironomus riparius
Lineage: Eukaryota; Metazoa; Arthropoda; Insecta; Diptera; Chironomidae
Source: the annotation of a GenBank genome assembly